Bipolaris zeicola 26-R-13 is the source of this 219-nucleotide messenger RNA. RefSeq lists its product as uncharacterized. NCBI's taxonomy places the organism in Eukaryota, Fungi, Ascomycota, Dothideomycetes, Pleosporales, Pleosporaceae. Bases 1 to 219 code for a protein of 72 amino acids. The record is from RefSeq and is a predicted model, not a curated record. The transcript has a single exon.
AUGCCACAGUCAUCACCUCGGAAUUCCUCAACCAGAAUUGCACAUCCUCACUCAAUCAUUCUCUUUCCUAGAGACAAUAAUCAAAAGGUAGAGACGCCUCUCUCUUCUUGUUUCUACGGUCUCCAUCCUUCACCACAAAUCGGACAUCUCUCAACCCAAUUGUUGUUCUCAGCCCCACACUCAUUGCACACCCACAUAUCGUUUGCCGUACCAGAGUAA